CUGACGUCACGGCUCCUGGCAGCCAGCAGCAGGACUCGGCAGGCGGGAGGCGACGGUAGUAGUAGUUGUAGUGAUAGGCGACCAAACCGCACACAUUGUAAGGUAGCAGCUGCCACUGGGGCCUCGUUUUGUCAAACACCUGCCCCGAAAACCUAAACAUCGUGGGCGAUUUCAUCGGGGAAUUAACAGGAGGGCGACUCCUGGUCAACUUCGUCGGCAGGGUUGGACACCGACACCCGACUCUCUCCCUCCGGUCUCCUGCUCAUCCUCCUCCUCCUUCUCCUCGCGGGGACCGACCGAGGACUGGUGUUUUUGUGGGGGAGGGGCGGGGCGGCGGGGUGGGUGGGGUCGUGUUGACUCCCAUGAAAGAUGACGGAGGAAACCAUGGUGAUCGCCAAGUGGGACUACCACGCCCAGCAGGACCAGGAGCUGGACAUCCGGAAGAGCGAACGGCUGCUGCUGCUGGACGACUCUAAGACGUGGUGGCUGGUUCGCAAUGGAGCCAACGCGACGGGCUACGUGCCCUCCAACUACGUGGAGCGCAAGAACAGCCUGAAGAAAGGCUCGCUGGUCCGCAACAUCAAGGACACGCUGGGCCUGGGGAGGACCAAGAGGAAGACGGGUGCGCGGGACGCCUCGCCCACACCCAGCAGUGACUCUGAGUGCCCCCCCAAUGGCAGCGGUGGCGGCGGCGGUGGGGCGGAGCGGCUCUACGACCUGGCCGUGCCGGCGCUGGUCAAGUUCGCCUACGCGGCCGAGCGCGAGGACGAGCUCAGCCUGGUGAAGGGCUCCCGGGUGGUCGUCAUGGAGAAGUGCAGCGACGGCUGGUGGCGGGGCAGCGCCGCUGGCCAGAUGGGCUGGUUCCCGUCCAACUACGUGCUGGAGGAAGGCGACGGGGAGGAGCUGAUGCCGGGGGGAGGGGAUUAUCAUGGCGUGGGUGGGGCUCCGGCGGUUGUGGUUUCGAACGGCCAAUCGGGAGGCGGCGACGACGAUGGCGGCAGGGUCUUCCACGCAGUGCAGACCCUUUACCCUUUCAGCUCGGUGACGGACGAAGAGCUAAACUUCGACAAGGGCGAGGUGAUGGAGGUGGUGGAGAAGCCCGACGACGACCCCGAGUGGUGGCGUUGCCGCAACGCCCGGGGCCUGGUGGGCCUGGUGCCCCGGAACUACGUGGUGGUGCUCAGCGACGUGCCCCUGAACCCCGCCCCCGUCCCCCUAGGCUCCUCCCCAUCGCUCUGCGUGGGCGCAACCAGUUCUGGCCGGUUCCCCGGGAGGGACUGGUACUACGGCGGCGUGACCCGGGUGCAGGCAGAGGGCGCCCUGAAUGAGCGGGGGCUGGAGGGGGACUUCCUGGUCCGGGACAGCGAGUCGUCGCCAAACGACUUCUCGGUGUCCCUCAAAGCGGCCGGCAAGAACAAGCACUUCAGGGUGCAGACGGUGGAGGGCGUGUUCUGCAUUGGCCAGCGCCGCUUCUCCUCCAUGGAUGAGCUGGUGGAGCACUACAAGAAGGCCCCCAUCUUCACCGGUGAGCAGGGGGACCGCCUCUACUUGCUGAGACCACUGCACUGACCCCCUGGCCGUUGGACACCCCCCGUGCAUGGGACACAUGCGCUCGAUACGGCGCUAGGCUAACAUACGGUACGCUACGCUAACUUGCGGUAUGCUAGGCUAAUGUACUUUAUGCUAACGUAUCCUACGCUUACGUACAGUAAGCUAACGUAUGGUACGCUAACGUACGGUAUGCUAACGUACAGUAAGCUACGAUUACAUACGCAAGGCUAACUUACGCUACAGGACUUCGAGAGUAUGGGGGGGAACAACCCAUCGUUAUGGCCGUACGCACUGGUAAGCUGUAUAGUUCGGUACAUAAGGCCCGAUCGUAGGCCUGGCGACAGGUUCUAUAGGGAUCGCCAUGGAGCGGGUUGGAGAUGGAGUGGAGGUGUUGGCGUGGGUGGUCGUCUUCACUUCCUGUAUGGCAAAUUGAGGCAAAAAGGAAAAACCCCACCAAAGAGAGAAGGUGGGUCCACAAAGGGGGGCUAGGGGGGGUUGACGAGGCACUGAAGGAUCCCCCCCCCACACACCCAGGGUGGUACUUCUGACAACCAUCCAUCCUGUCUGUCCUAUCAAAACGUCCCAAAAGGGUACCACCUGAACAGUCACUUCAAGACUUUCACCUAUCUUUUUAAUACACUUGCUUCGUUUCCUCGCGUCACCAGUCGCAUCCCUACUGUUGACUUCAUCCCUACUUUGAAACGAGGAUACCCGCUUUACUUAAAUGUUUGAGUCAGGACGAGCCUGAACACACACUGGAGAGAUGCCACACAACAGUUUUGCAUGGAGACUUCGUCGCCAGCACUGUCUGGCAUGUUGUCAUUCAAAUCUGGUUCAGGAACAAGGAACACGAACACACAAAGAACAUUAUAUCACUGGUAUCACAUGUAUGAUGAUUGAAUGAAUGAGUGAAAGGAGUAUUAACCAUGCACGAAAGGAGAGGGUUCACCCUUGAGUUCGGUGAAACGGAUCAUUCAUCGAGCUGGCUUGAAUGUUUCUAGGCAUACAGUGCUACCAAAAGUGCUGUUUGUUAACGUACACAUGCGCAUGAGCCAGAGAAAGAGCCUGAAAUGGCGGGCUCAGUCUGCUGAGUCAUGGGCGGUGGGGUUUGAAACCCGCGAGAGACAUGACACAGCAUUUCAGUUUAAAGAGCCUGUGUUUAAAUUGUAAAAUAAGGAGAAUCCUGUAUGAGUUUUAUCGGCUGUGCUGUUUGUAACGGGAGGGGAAAUAAAGCCGCACAAAUAUAGUUUAAGCAGGUCAGCGGGACAGGUUAAAUUGCUAUAACAGAUGCUGCCAGUAAGUAACAGGUACAUCAGGAAGAGAGCUCAACAAUUGCCAAGUUCAAACCUCUUUAUAUCCGACAAUGGCUCUUCUAUAUGAAAUGCCUGAAAUGUAGGCCGUGGAUGAAAUAAAUGAUCACCUUUUCCCUGGAGGCUGCUCACGUUUGUUUGUGUAUUUCGAGAGCCAGGAUUAUUUUACCGCUGAAGACACUGGAACAAUGUGGAGGUUAAGGUUGGUGUUACCGCUUUUGAAAAGAAAAACGACUUGUAUUCUCACAUGGAUACGUAAAAGUAUUAAGAUGCACACUUUUUAAUAAGGUUCGAUAUUCGAUACACAUGGCGUUUAUUCACAGCUCACAUUAUCGAAAUCAUGAAGGGAAUAUUCCUGUACAACUUCCCCAACUUCCUUAUCAUUUCAAAUAACUGUUUUCGGUUCAUCUUUUUGGUUUUUCACUGCUUUUAUUGUUUAUCUUGAGUUAUUUCUAAGAUGUCUUAAAGUUUUAGAGCAACGUUAUUUAAAUGUCAUUACCACUGAGAGUGUCUAUUUAAAAAAAGCAAAAAAAGCAAAUGGCAGAACACAAAGCUGUUUGACAUGUAGACGCAGUGGGAAAGUAGAACUGUACUGUACCAAUGAAUUUGAUGUGUGAGUAAGGAUACUUUCAUCAGAUUAAAAGCUUUCCGAAAAGAACAAA
Messenger RNA from Gadus morhua (Atlantic cod), 3523 nucleotides. RefSeq names its product NCK adaptor protein 2b (gene nck2b). Lineage: Eukaryota; Metazoa; Chordata; Actinopteri; Gadiformes; Gadidae. The record is from RefSeq and is a predicted model, not a curated record. The transcript is spliced from 4 exons. Gene Ontology annotation, cellular component: cytoplasm. Gene Ontology annotation, molecular function: receptor tyrosine kinase binding; signaling adaptor activity. Gene Ontology annotation, biological process: ephrin receptor signaling pathway; negative regulation of PERK-mediated unfolded protein response; negative regulation of endoplasmic reticulum stress-induced eIF2 alpha phosphorylation. Bases 370 to 1569 code for a protein of 399 amino acids.